AUGCUCAUUGAUCUAGCAUGUUUCGCACGUUACGGUCGUUUAUUACCAAGCACCAUUCCCAUAUUGACCAAACGGUUCAUGCCUGCACGUGGUUCGAAACCUUUACCGAGGUACUUGUGGGAUAUGGAGGAUCUGGAGGUGAAAUGUGAAGGAGCAUACACGUGUAAGCCAUUGGUCUUGAAUCGUCUCGGUGGACGUGACCCCAAAACAGGUCGUAAAGUCAAUCAACAUAUUGGUGGUGGCGUCAAGUUCGAUUAUUUUAUGAUCGAUUUCCAUCGACGUGGUCCAAAAAUCCCAGAUGCUACUUAUGAUGAGCGGGUUAUUGAGAUAAGAAGAGAUGCGAAUCGAACGUGCUUAAUCGCACUUGUUGCUGGCUGGGAAGGCAAACGAUGGAUAUUGGCUACAGAGAAUAUGAAGGCUGGACAGAUUAUCAGUACAACGUGUUAUAUACCUGAAAACCCUCAAGAAGGCAUUGAAGGCAAUGCGUAUCCAUUAGGAGCAUUGGUACCUGGCUCAUGCAUCAAUUCAGUGGAGAAGUUACCAAAUGAACGGAAGUACCCAUCAACGGAUGAUGAUGUUUUUAUUGUUACUGCUGGAACAUGUGCUGAGAUUAUUCGGCAUCAAGGUGAUUUCGUUGUAAUCCGGCUACCUCACAAACAUGAAUUUUUAUUAUCAAAAGAAUGCAUGGCCACAGUAGGUCGACUGUCAAACGCAGAAUUCCACACAAAAAUCUUCGGCUCAGCCCAAAUGCAUCGGCGCUUUGGUUACAAGAUGUCUAGUGGCUUGUUCCAAAAAAAGGAUGGUUACUUGGGUCGUAAAAUUCGACGCCUGCCCCCACCCAGGAAAGUAAUGCCGAAGGAAGCGCCAGAAGAAUUACUCUCUUUUACUUUGACUAAGGAAGAACAAAGUGGGCUCACAGGCAUUCACAGAAUACCUCAAAUGGUUCAUGCCGGUUUUAAUUACCGCGAGUAUCCAGAUUAA
Messenger RNA from Thelazia callipaeda (thelaziosis nematode), 981 nucleotides. NCBI's taxonomy places the organism in Eukaryota, Metazoa, Nematoda, Chromadorea, Rhabditida, Thelaziidae. The record is from the annotation of a GenBank genome assembly.